CUAUGCGCUCAGCGAGACUUGGUACCAGAGCCAUCAGAGCGGAACAAAGACACACAUUAGUCUGCAGGGAUCAUUCAGUCGGGACCAGUCCUCUCCUCUCCUCUCCUCUGUCCUCAUUCUCGGGGGGUGACAGCAGGUGAGGCCGGCGGGCGGCGGAUGUUCUUGGACGGGCUCCUUCUUCCCACCGCGGCGAGGCUGGACGGAUAAACCGCACCAUGGCGCUGGAAGCGAAGGGGGACAAGCUGCUGCUGCUGCAGGACGUGCUGGCCGGACCUGGAAACGAGACGUGCGCGGACUGCGGUAAUCCAGAGCCAGACUGGGCGUCGCUGACUUUGGGUGUGUUUGUUUGCCAGGCCUGCUCGCUCCUCCAUCGGAGCAUCCCUCACAUCAGCCGGGUCAAGUCUGUCCAGGACACGUGGGAUGCCAGCGAAGUGGAGUUAAUGGCUGCGAUGGGGAACAGUGCAGCCAAAGCCAAAUAUGAACAGAAGGUUCCCGCUUUCUACUACAGACCAACACACACUGACUGCAAGUUGCUGAGGGAGCAGUGGAUCAGAGCCAAGUAUGAAAGAAACGAGUUUGAGUUUAUCGAAAAGCAGGAGCCUUACUCCGCAGGGUACCGAGAGGGGUUUCUAUGGAAACGAGGAAGAGACAACGGUCAGUUCCUCAGCCGAAAGUUUGUCCUGUCGGAGAGGGAGGGAGGGCUCAAAUACUUCAACAAACAGGAUGCCCGGGAUCCCAAGGCAAUAAUGAAAAUUGAAACCCUCAACGCCACGUUCCAGCCAGCCAAGAUAGGCAACCCCUGCGGUCUGCAGAUCACCUACCUGAAAGACAACAGCACAAGGAACAUCUUUGUCUACCACAGUGACGCAAAGGAGAUGGUUGACUGGUUCAACGCCAUCAGGGCGGCGAGGUUCCACUACCUGCAGGUAGCCUUCCCUGGAGCAAGCGACGAGGAGCUGGUUCCCAAACUGACCCGAAACUUCAUGAAGGAAGGCUUCAUGGAAAAAACUGGUCCAAAGCACACAGAGGGCUUCAAGAAGAGAUGGUUUACGAUGGACGACAGGCGGCUCAUGUAUUUCAAAGACCCUCUGGACGCCUACGCCCGCGGUGAGGUGUUCAUCGGCAGCAAGGAGAACAGCUACACGGUUCUGGCCGGCCUGCCGCCGUCCACGCAGGGCUACCACUGGAACCACGGCAUCACCAUCGUCACGCCGGAGAGGAAGUUCCUCUUCGCCUGUGAGACUGAGGCCGAGCAGCGGGAUUGGAUAGCCGCUUUCCAGAGAGUCAUCAACCGACCAAUGAGGCCGCAGGAAUAUGCAGUGGAGGCCCAUUUCAAACACAAGCCUUGAAGCCGACAGGAAGUUCAAAACUCACCUGGAGUGGCCCAGUCUCAUUCAACCCUGCAAUGGGUGACAAGCGACCACGGUACCUACGUGCACUUUUCAACUUCCCGACUACAACUGCGACCAGACGUCUGCAUGCAGUGCAGAUUUUCAAGUUCAAAUUGGCAUUACAUUUGGUCAAUUUAAAUAAAUGAAUCUGUUACAACUCAGAUCCGUGUUGUCAGAAUUCUAAAACAGCCUCCACAUACCUGCUUCGUGUCGAUAUCAUUUUAACCCUGAAUUUCGGUAGAGGCUGCGAUUUGAUGACAGAAAUGAAACGCAUCGUCUCCUAGAGGAGAGAGGGGUCCAUUCUGCUGAUGCAAAAUAUUUUUGGAAGUAAAAUGUUAAUCAGAUGGGAAAAUCCCACUCACUUUAAAGGGAAACAUUAAUCAGAUCCGUAGUCAACAACACUGCAUGUUCCAAGGGCCAGUUCUGGAAGCUGAGGGUUGGGACGUGGCUACCAGGUGCUUGCUGAUGAGCCCCUACCCCAGGCCUGGCUGCAGGGUGGGGUCGCUGGAACCUGCAUCUGGGUGAGGUAUAUACAAGACCUUGGUCCUAGUUUGGCCUGCCCCCCUACCUCAGAACAAUUUGCCUUGAGAGACCGUACCCGGAGCAUUUGCCGGCCAACAUUAUCACUCCUUCAAUCAAGGUCGCGAUUCAAAGGAGGGGGGGCAAACAGCAAGCAGCAAGCAACAAGCAUAGUUUGCAAACACAGUGAUGUGUUGCUUCUAGAGUUUGUUUUAAAAUAAGAUAAGAAGGUUUUGUGCUGAAAAAAAAAGCUAUAAGAACUGAAUUUCUUGUUCCAUCAGCUUUAUUGUCUGAGGUAAAAAUACAUGAAUACUUUGCAUGUUAAACUGUAUGUAAACUUCCGCUUGCAACUGUGGUGACAGAUUCGGAAUCCAGUAAUGCACAUCGUGAUCGGGACAUUAAAACUAAGCUGUAAUUAAUCAUAUAUUUCUAAAUGACCCACCUGUUGGAAUUAUCUUUUUUUUUUUCCAGAAUGUGUUUCAGUAUUUCUAAAACAGUCCAUCGGGAGGGGCAUUAUGGGUAGAACAGGAAUCUCACCGGAUCAAUACACAGCCCCCACUGCCUGAAUAAAAUCUUUAAAAACACUAGGAGGCCUGUAGAAGGAAGCAAAUCUGACAUGAAACCUAUGUUAAAUCAAUAAGUACAUCACUACGAUUCGAUUUAAAG
Cololabis saira (Pacific saury) is the source of this 2576-nucleotide messenger RNA. Its product is annotated as arf-GAP with dual PH domain-containing protein 1-like. Gene Ontology annotation, cellular component: intracellular membrane-bounded organelle; plasma membrane. The record is from RefSeq and is a predicted model, not a curated record. The transcript has 12 exons. The coding region runs from base 216 to 1349 and encodes 377 amino acids. Gene Ontology annotation, molecular function: phosphatidylinositol bisphosphate binding; GTPase activator activity. Gene Ontology annotation, biological process: positive regulation of GTPase activity. NCBI's taxonomy places the organism in Eukaryota, Metazoa, Chordata, Actinopteri, Beloniformes, Belonidae.